This is a messenger RNA of Lodderomyces margitis, 2136 nucleotides long. It is a transcript of the gene FRE10, whose product is annotated as Fre10p. The record is from RefSeq and is a predicted model, not a curated record. The transcript has a single exon. NCBI's taxonomy places the organism in Eukaryota, Fungi, Ascomycota, Pichiomycetes, Serinales, Debaryomycetaceae. Bases 1 to 2136 code for a protein of 711 amino acids. Gene Ontology annotation, biological process: intracellular iron ion homeostasis; copper ion import; iron ion transport. Gene Ontology annotation, molecular function: ferric-chelate reductase activity. Gene Ontology annotation, cellular component: plasma membrane.
AUGGUGUCCUUUAGUAAAUCAUUAUUUGCAUUACUUUCAGUAUGCCUAGUCUCAGUUAAUGCAAGUGACGAUGGAUAUACAAUUUACCAUGCUGAUGAUUUCCCAGUUCAAGCAUGUACCGGUAUCAUUGGUAAGACCGCCACAUUUUUCCCCAGCACUGCGAAGAAUGGAUACUGUGAUGUUAACAAUCAACCAGCCUUGGGUACUAUGGCUGAGUGUAUUGAGAUGAUGAUGAAUUACAAAAACAAAAACUCGCGUAAAUUGUUUAUUACCAGUUGUAAAAAGAAGAAUUUAACUGAAGACCAAUAUUACGCUGCCUUGCAAAAUGCCACUGAUUUUGGAUUUGUUAAUACUACUGCUGAAACGGGGUUCAACAAGUCGGAAUUAUACUACAAACCAGUUUUGUUAACUCAAAAGAAGGUUGAUAGAGCUUAUGAUGCCGUUGCUACAAGGUGGUACAACUACAACUAUGCCCAAUGGUUUGGUAUUGCUUUGAUGCUGUAUUGGUUUGGUGUUUUGUUUAUCGCUGGUAUCGUCAACUUGUGCUACUUCCUUUUCCCAUCACUCAUCAAGUCUUUUAAAGGUAAGUUGGUUAAUGCGUUCCGUAAAUAUUUGACUUUACCAGCAUUGUUCAACAAGACUCAUGUCCACCACAAAGUUGUUUUCAAGUACUUGGUACUUAUGUUCCCUACCAGAUUGGAGUCGUUGAUUGUCGUUGGAUGGUUUGCUAUGGCUUUGACUAUGUGCUGUACCAACUAUGUCCACGUUGUACCUAAUUAUAUUUGGCCAGACACUGCUAAUGAAAUUGGAAGAAAAGUUGCUGAUAGAACCGGACAAAUCGUCAUGUGGUUGAUGCCGCCAUUGGUGUUGUUUGCCGGCAGAAACAAUUUCAUGCAAUGGGUCAGUGGCUGGCCAUAUGCUAGAUUUGUCUACAUUCACAAAUGGAUGUCAAGAAUUGUCUUCAUCAUGUCGAUUGCUCAUGCUGUUGGUAUGACCUAUAACGGACGUAUUCUUGGAAAAUAUGUAUCCAGAUUUCAACAACCUUAUGUUCGUUGGGGUACCGUUUCCAUUGUUGCCAUGGGUGUAAUGUGUUUCCAAUCCUUGAUGUUUUUCAGAAGAAACAACUAUGAAGUGUUUGUUAUGGGUCAUAUUAUCUUGGCAGUCUUUGCCAUUGCUGGUUUAUGGCUCCAUACUAAACCUCUAAGUUUCGAUUACUGGAUGAUUGCUGCUGUUUCAGUUUGGGUAUUUGAUCAUGUUGUUCGUCUUGGUAGAUUGUUUUCAUUUGGUUUGCAUACAGCUCAAGUUCAAUUAAUUGCCAAUGAAACCGUUAGAGUCACUGUUUCUAGACCAGCUUGGUGGAUUCCAUUCCCUGGUUGUCACGCGUUUAUUCAUUUUAUGAGACCUACUUGUUUCUGGCAAUCACAUCCAUUUACCAUUAUUGACUCGGUGGUUGAGACCAAGACCAUCACUUUUUACUUGAAAGUUAAAGGAGGUAUGACACAUGGAUUGUAUCAAUACUUGGCCAAACAACCAAGUCAAACUGCUUCGAUCAAGGUUUCCGUUGAAGGUCCAUAUGGUAACCCAAUUGCUAUCAAUAGAUUUGAAUCCAGUGUAUUUGUUGCUGGAGGAAAUGGUAUUCCAGGUCUUUAUUACGAAGCUACUUCAAUUGCUAAAAAGUUUGGAGAAUCAAGAUCAAUUAAAUUCUAUUGGGUCAUUCGUCAUUACCGUAGCUUGGAAUGGUUUUAUCAAGAAUUACAAAAAUUGAAGGACUUGCCAUCAAUUACACCAAUUGUUUACGUGACUCAACCACAUGUUGGAUUGACUGAACCAAUUGAAACCGCCUUAACUGAUGAUGAAUUGGAACAAGAAGAAGAACAAGAAAAGAAAUCAGAUUCAUAUGAAAAGGAGGAUUACAUCGUUAAACUUAGAAAGCAAUUGAGUCACAUUGAAUUUAGAGAAUACAGACCUGACUUUUACCAAAUUAUUGGUGAAGAAAUCAAGGAAACAGUGACUCCAUUGGCUAUUGCUUCUUGUGCACAUGGAUCAAUGGUUGAUGACGUUAGGAAAUCAGUUGCUGAUCAUUUGGAUGAUUCAAAAUACAGAAUUGAAUUGUUUGAACAAAUCCAAGGUUGGUAA